Gaeumannomyces tritici R3-111a-1 is the source of this 3005-nucleotide messenger RNA. RefSeq lists its product as hypothetical. Lineage: Eukaryota; Fungi; Ascomycota; Sordariomycetes; Magnaporthales; Magnaporthaceae. Gene Ontology annotation, cellular component: equatorial microtubule organizing center; centrosome; gamma-tubulin complex. Gene Ontology annotation, molecular function: gamma-tubulin binding; microtubule minus-end binding. The transcript is spliced from 2 exons. Gene Ontology annotation, biological process: meiotic cell cycle; cytoplasmic microtubule organization; mitotic cell cycle. The record is from RefSeq and is a predicted model, not a curated record. Bases 120 to 3005 code for a protein of 961 amino acids.
CAACUCUUGUCGACUUAUUCACCUAACCGACGACCACGCCACCCAGACAACCCCUCGCUGGCCCCCGAGAGUGAAGCAGACGCAAUCCUGCCCAUGUGAAUGUGCCUGAGCCUUUGCAGAUGGCCCACGCCGCAAAGCUGGGGGCCUUGGCGGAGGAGCUCGUCGCCGCGAUAUGUCAUGUAGACGCCGAGUCGGACAAGGCUCGGUUUGAGGCUCUCCGUGAAGCCUCGCUGCGGGGCAUCCGCCGCCAGAACCAUCUCCGCACCAACCAAUUCCUCGUUGAGGGGCAUCUCGAUGGUCUCGAGGAGAGGUUCAGCGUCAACGCCCGCGAUGGGCUGGCCAGCGCGCUGAGGCAACGUCGUGGCGCACUAGCAGCCCACCCCUCGAUGUGGACCCCCGAGCUCCUGCACUUUCUUCUGGAGCUGUCUGAUCAGCCCCUCCAGCAGUCUCGCCUAGCCGACCUCGAGAACCUCGGGCCUCCCGAGGCGGAGGAGGGCCCGAAGCUGAGGUGGGAGGACAUCGCCGAAGAGGACGGUUGGGCUCAGGACCAUUCUCUUUGGAAAAACGUCAACUUCGGCGCAGAAAGCUCCGAUGACGAAUCCUACGAAGGCUCUUAUGAAGAGGCAAACCCUACCGAUUCGCCCUUGUCCUCCGAUGACACUUCGGUCUCGAGCACCACUCUUCCCCUUGACAGGAUUCUGCGGGCCCCUGAGGAGGAGGCCGAGCCUGCACCGACGCUGGAGGACGUGGCAGAAUCUCAGUCCUGGAGGCUGACGGACCCAUCGUGGGACUCGUCGGGGAAGGCGCGCAAGAUUGUAAUAACCGAGGCCCAGCUUGUCAGGGAAGCCCUUUUCAUGCUCCAGGGCCACAAAACAACGCUGUUCGAUGACAAGUGCUCGCCAGUGCCAGCAUAUCAACUGCGGAACGUCUCUUGGGACACGUAUCGUGCUCUGGUCAUGUCUGUGGGCGAGACAGGACGCCCUCUCCUGCCUCUACGGGGUUUUGUCGGUAGCAACCGUCAAGACAUUGCUCUCCUCCAAACCUUCCAGGACUGCAUCCGCCGAGCCCUUCACUCCUUCGACGAAGCCGUGUCGGCCAUCCAGGCCCGGUACGCCGACCUCAAGGCCGACAUGGUCGUGAGCGUGCUCGACGUCAUGGAGGAGCUCCAGCCGCGCAUGCUGCAGCUGCGCUCGCUCUCGGCCGUCGUCCAGAAGCUGAGUGACGAGAGGUACCCGCACGCGUUCCGCUGCCUCGAGCUUCUCUACGAGGCGGCCUGCGCCGCGCAGCUGGAGGGGGACGAGCCGGUCUACAGGUUCCUGAGCCCGACGUUCCUCGACUGCUUCCAGGUCUACCUGCGGCCCAUCAGACUGUGGAUGGAGGAAGGCCAGCUCCUGUCCGGCGAUAAGAUCUUCUUCAUCUCCGAGUCCAAGGUCCAGGUGCCCCUGACCCAGAUCUGGCGAGGCAAGUUCAAGCUCCGCAAAACCCACGAGGGCGUGCUGCACGCGCCCAGGUUCCUGCAGCCCGCCGUGUCCCGCAUUUUUACGACGGGCAAAAGCAUCGUCGUCCUGAAGCAGCUCGGACGGUACGAAUCGGUGAGGCAGCGGCGCGGACAGGGCGCCGAGGGUGAGCCCAGCCUCGACUUUGCGGCCAUCUGCCCUCCGGGGUUCGAGCUGGCCCCAUUCGGCGAGCUCUUUGAUCGCGCAUUCGACGCAUGGAUCAAGAGCAAGCACUUGACGGCAUCGACGUCGCUGCAAGACGUCCUCUUCAAGUCGUGCGGCCUCUGGUCGACCCUGGACGCUAUCCACAGCGUGUUUCUGAUGGCGGACGGCUCCGCCGCCGACGCCUUCUCCCUGGCCGUGUUCAACAAGCUGGACAGGAGACACGCAGACUGGCACGACCGCUUCACGCUGACCGAGCUAGUGCAGGACGCCUUCUCCUCGCUGCCAGAGGCGCAUCGCGUGUCGGCCGCGUUCGAAUCCGACAGCCGCCGGCCGCCCAGCAGCAGCAGCAGUAGCAGCAGCACACCGGGCCGGUCGUCGGUUCGCGACCACCUGCCCCGGCUGAAGCUGCAGUACCGCAUGCCCUGGUCGGUACAGCUGAUCCUCGGCGGGGAGUGCAUGGACAAGUACCGCAGCAUCUUCACGCUGCUCCUGCAGCUGCGGCGGGCCAUCAACGUCCUCAACGGCCACCGCCUGCUCCGCGACGUGGCGGCCAGCGCGGCGGCGGCGGCCACGUCGUCGGACCCGCGGGCGGGCGCGGCCGAGCAGGGGCUGUACCACGGCACGCGGGCGCGGCUGCUGUGGUUCUGCAACGCGGUGCUGACGUACCUGACGACGCUCGUCUUCGCGCCCCGGGCCGCGGCGGUGCGGCGCGACCUGCGCGCGGCCGAGGACGUGGACGCCAUGAUCGCCGCGCACGCCGCCUUCGUCGCGGGCCUGGUGCACGAGUCGUGCCUGGGCGGCCGCCUCGACCCGAUCCGCGAGUGCGUGCUCGACGUGCUCGACCUCGCCGUCCGCCUCGAGCGCGUCCGCCGCCUCGACGCCGCGCGCGAGGCCGCAGAGGUCGGCGAGAUCGCCCGCCUGUCCGUCCUCAUGUCGUCGCCGCCCGCUGCCGCUGCCGCCCGGUCGUCGCCCGCCCAGCUGCGCAGGUCAAGGCUGAGGGCCGUCUACGUCAGUCCCGAGGAGGAGGACCGGAGGGGCGGGGGCAGCGCCGACGACGACGACGAAGACGACCAAGGGGAUGCCUUGGCUCUCCUGCCGGCUGUCGGGGCCGCCGCCGCCGCCGCCGCCGCCAUCCCCGGGAAGAGGAGGAGGGGCAAUAAGAGGCCGCACCCCGACGACCCGCGGGAGUCGUACGUGGUCACGCUGAGGCGCAUCUCGGCCGACUUUGACAGGCACCUACGCUUCAUCAUCGGGGGCCUGCGGGGGGUUUCCCGGGCCAGCAGCGAUGCUGCCGCGGGGAAGUGGGACAUUCUGGCCGAGAUGCUCGAGACGGGCGUCAACUAG